AUGACAGAGGAUCAAUCGGUGGUUGGUCGAAGGAGAAUUUAUUAUGACCAAAAUGGUGGUGAAGCAUUAAUCUGCAGCGACAGUGAAGAGGAAAUAAUUGAUGAAGAAGAGGACAAGCGAGAUUUUAUAGAAUCUGAAGAUUAUAUUCUGCGGAUGACUAUCAAAGAAGCUGGUCCAUCUGACACAGUGGUGGAAUCACUGGCACAGUGUUUUUCUAGAAGCCCUAAUGAAGUCAAGGCAAGAUUUGAGGUUCUUAAGAAGGAAGAGAAGGCAGUGGAGGAUUCUAAGAAUAAAGAUAAUGAAGCACAAACACUGAAUUCUUUUCUUGAUAAAGAUCUUGAAGUUGCUUUGGAUUCUUUCGACAACCUAUUCUGUCGCCGAUGUCUUGUAUUUGAUUGUAGAUUACAUGGAUGUUCACAGGAUCUUAUCUUCCCUGCUGAGAAACAAUCUCCAUGGAGCUAUCCAGAUGACAACAUACCAUGCGGUCCACACUGCUACAAAUCGGUUUUGAAGUCAGAAAGAAUUGCUUCAGGGAUUUCUCCUGAGGGUGGGGUUAUUGAAGAAAAUUCCAUCUGUCACUCAGAUGGUGCUGGGGUACCUAUAUCAUCACGAAAGAAAUCUGCUUCAUCUGCCAGGAGGAGGGUGAAGUCCUGCCAAAGUGAAAGUGCUUCAUCAAAUGCAAAAAACAUUUCAGAGAGCAGCGACUCAGAGAUUGGACCUCAGCAGGAUGCCUCUCCCACUAGUCAGUUAUCACCCUCCAAGAUUAAGCUUGUUGGGAAAGGUGGGACUUGUAAGCGGAACAGCAAGCGAGUGGCUGAACGUGUUCUAAGUUGCAUGAGGAAAAGGCAGAAGAAAAUGGUGACUUCUGAUUCUGAUUCUGUUGCUAGUGGAGGCCUUUUGUCAAGUGAUAUGAAACUUAGAUCCACUUCGCACAAAGGAAAGGAUGAUGCAACUUCUUCUCAUAAGAAUGUGAAAUCUCCCACCACUGCAAGGUCUAGGAGGAAGGAAUUGACGAUUCAGGAUGGUAACAGUUUAGUGCAGAGUGAAUUUCAUGAUGUUCUAUCAAGUGAAAUGGUCUCGGACCCACCUGUGACCAGCAGUGAGGACACCUUGAGGAAAGAAGAGUUCAUAGAUGAAAAUACAUGUAAAAAAGAGCUAAGUGAUAACAGAUCUUGGAAAGCUAUUGAAAAAAGCCUAUUUGAGAAAGGUGUUGAGAUUUUUGGCGGGAACAGCUGUUAUGUUAGAAGUUGCUUAAUUGCUAGGAACCUUUUAAAUGGUUUGAAGACAUGCUGGGAGGUUUUUCAAUAUAUGACUCGCUCUGAGAAUUGGCUAGCCUGCGAAGCAGGGGAUGCUGGAACUCUUGGUGAAGGGUACUCCAAGUUUGACAGCAAUGGAACAAUGGUUAGAAUUUUGCUUAUUGUCUAUGGCCAUGUUUUUGUUUACAUGCGAGGAAAGAAUGAAGCAAGAAGGAGAUCAAAAUUUUUAAGGAGAAGAGGUAGAGUUCGCCGCUUGAAGUACUCUUGGAAAUCUACUGCUUACCAUUCUAUUAGGAAGCGGAUAACUGAAAGAAAAGAUCAACCAUGCCGUCAAUAUAAUCCAUAUGUCCUAAGAGUUGCAAGAACCGAUUUAGAGGCUGCCACUGUGCUAAAAGUCAAUGUCGAAGUCGUCAAUGUCCAUGCUUUGCUGCAGACAGAGAAUGUGAUCCAGAUGUUUGUAGGAAUUGUUGGGUCAGUUGCGGUGAUGGUUCUCUUGGUUUUACUUGGAAGGUCUGAUGUAUCGGGCUGGGGUGCUUUCUUGAAGAAUAGUGUAGGCAAGCAUGAGUACCUGGGUGAGUACACUGGAGAGCUGAUUUCGCAUAGGGAAGCAGAUAAGCGUGGGAAGAUAUAUGACCCCAUCAUCUUUGGUUGUUUAUAUGACACCAAGAUUUGUUUCUUGCAGUUUGUUCUUGAUGCAUACCGGAAGGGUGACAAACUUAAGUUUGCCAACCACUCUCCAGAACCAAACUGCUAUGCAAAGGUCAUAAUGGUUGCAGGGGAUCACCGAGUGGGCAUAUUUGCCAAAGAAAGAAUUAAUUCAGGGGAGGAACUUUUCUAUGAUUAUCGUUAUGAGCCAGACAGAGCUCCUGCUUGGGCUAGGAAGCCUGAAGCAUCUGGAUCAAAAAAAGAAGAUGGUGGUCAUUCAAGUGGCCUUCAAUACCUAAAGGCGCUUAUCAAGCUUCACUCUCCAGUUGCUGUCAUGCUUUGCGAAACUAGGAAUCCAGCAAAGAUGAUGGAGUCUACAAAGAGAUAUCUGGGCUUUAAUAAUAUGCUGUACAUUGAGUCUGUGGGUUUAAGUGGUGAUGGGGAGUUAGUGGAGGCGCUUGAGCUUCGUAUGUUGAAAGAUUUUGUUGAUGAGCAAAUAGAGGAAGCUGGAGCCCAUUUGACCGAUCUAAUGGAAGGGGUUCCUUUUGAUAGGAUUGUUGAUAAAGUUCAAGAAGCCUCGGUUAGAACAAGAGAAAUAUUGGAGGACAAAAUCUAG
This is a messenger RNA of Dovyalis caffra, 2517 nucleotides long. The record is from the annotation of a GenBank genome assembly. NCBI's taxonomy places the organism in Eukaryota, Viridiplantae, Streptophyta, Magnoliopsida, Malpighiales, Salicaceae.